AUGCCGGGUGGAGUUCUACUCCGGCCGUACCAUCUAGCUUUUCGGUGCGACUUUGGGUUUGCGGGGACAAUUGACCCUGACGAGACCGAGCUGCUGGUGAGCCUCAUUUUGUCAGAAGGGUUUCGCACGAACCCCGACCUGAUUGGGGUUGAAAAGCUGGCGGUGGUGGCGCCAGACAAAGCGCUCCUCGAGAGCCCCUACAAGCCGCUUCCACGGCUACCGUCUGCUGGCCAGGCGCUUAUUGACGCAGGUGAUGCGCUCCCGCCCUUCUCAGUGGCGUUUGUGAAAGGAUGGCGCCGAUCGGUUUGCGCACUCAUUGUGGCAGAGGGGGUCCGCACGCUGGACUUGUUGGAGGCGGUUUCCGACGACUACAAGGCAAGCAUGAGCACCAUCUACGGAAGCGUGGGCCGCUAUGGCAGUGUACGAGACCAAGUCUUUGCCAACCGAGGCGUCACUCUGGCUAGCAGCUCCACGCGGCGAGCGCCGAACUGCUUCAAUUUUCUGCGCCAAGCAGAAGUUCUGGAAAGGUCCGGCGCCGCGUCCGAUUUCACUGAGGAAUGGGACACCGCUUCCAAGGUGGCCAAAGCGUUUCAGCUGGGUCGCACAGAGGCCAACGCUGUGUCUUCCCUCCGGAGCAAGGUUGCGGUAGAGAACUUGCAGUUGCUGCGGGACAGCGUCGAUGUGCGGGGCAUGCGCGGGUUUCUGACCAACGAGGUUGUCGCCAAGGACGUGUUUGCCACUGGGUGGACAUCAGGAUUUGGCCCCUUGGAGCAGUGGCAAGCAGAGCUCACCAACGACCCCGACGGCUUUGUUGUGCACUUGCUCAUUCAACGGCUUUGCGUUGAUUGGGACAAGCAGGCCCCUUCAAUGCGCUCUGCCUGGACCUUCCGCGCAACCCUUCCUGUUCACCAGGCUUGCGGUCUUUUCUUGCAUUUCCUUUUCCUGCUUCAGAGCAGGGUGCCCGAGGAAGUGCAAGUGCAAUCCAAGGGGCGCCUCCGCGAAUUAUUCCUUCAGGGCUACAUGGAUGCCGAGAUCGAGCACGUUCUGGUGAACACCGUGCCGCCUGGUGACCUCCGCAACAUCACUGCUUUCAGGGAUGUGACUUCCAAGCACGAGAACCAAGUGUCCGAAGAGGCGGAGAAGCGGGAUAGGGAGCUUGCCCGGCGUGUGGCAGAAGCCACUCUGGCGCAGAUCAAGAGCAAGCUCCAGGCGGACAUUGUUGUCUUGAAGUCCCGACUCCCCACCAGGGAAACUGACGCUCGCGAGACUGCCUUAGACGUCCUCUACCAGCAGCAAAGACAGAGGCCGCUUAUCCUGUUGAUCAAGUAA
Molecule: messenger RNA, 1329 nt
Organism: Effrenium voratum
Lineage: Eukaryota; Dinophyceae; Suessiales; Symbiodiniaceae
Source: the annotation of a GenBank genome assembly